This is a messenger RNA of Onychostoma macrolepis, 1409 nucleotides long. RefSeq lists its product as uncharacterized. Lineage: Eukaryota; Metazoa; Chordata; Actinopteri; Cypriniformes; Cyprinidae. The transcript has 6 exons. The coding region runs from base 597 to 1298 and encodes 233 amino acids. The record is from RefSeq and is a predicted model, not a curated record.
CGAAAUAAUACGGCUAUUUUACGUUUUCAUUUAUUUUUCCAGUUUUCGCGGUGCCUUUUGCGCAUGCGUAAUGAAUAGCCGCGCAAUAAGCCUGUCAUCAUCUCUGGUACGCUACCGAAAGACCCACAAUGGCCUCACUCGAGUCAUACAUGCCAGCAAUUUAUGAUAUGUUUAUGAAUGGAGUGACAUAUCGAGAGAUGUCUGAAAGGCUGCGAGAAAUGGGUGUCCAGCGGGGAAACUCUGAGAUCAGUAUCCGGAGACAAUUUGCCAGUCAUAAUCUGCGGAGAAAAGGACACUCCUCUGAUUCAGACCUUGAAAUUGCAGUCUCUCGAGCAAUACAUCAGCUUAUGGCCGUAAAAUGAUGACAGUUGGGGUCCGUGCAGGGGAAUGCCGAAUCGGACGUGUUCUGAGAGCAGCCCAUGCCCCUUACCAUGAAGAACGGCGUAAAGGUACCCGUAACUUUAACCCAAACCCAUAUAAUGCAGAAUACAUGGGACACAAGCUACACAUGGACCAAAAUUAAAAAUUGGUCAUGUUUGGAGUGACUCAUAAUUGCUGUGGAUGGAUACAGCAAGAAAAUUGUUGCAAAUGCAAUUAUGUCUACAAAAAACAAUCUGGUCAUCUAUGAUGCUGUUUACAGACCUGCAGUAACACAUUAUGGAAUGUGGGAUCAGCUUCGUGUGGAUCAUGGCAAAGAGUUUUACCUCUGUCUGUUCAUGCAAGAGAGGCUGUCAGAAUAUAGACACAACCAGCAGAGAGCGCCGUACCUACAAACUCAGUCAACAAGGAAUCACACUGUGGAAAGGAUGUGGCCAGAAAUCAACAACCGGAUAAAUUACCCACUAAAACAGGCCCCGGUACAGCUACAAGAUCAGGAAGCAAUUGACAUGGAGGACAGCCUGACGAGGUUCUGCACAUCCAAUCUGACUGUCCAGGUGUGCCAGAUUGGAAUGAAUAGAUUUGUGCAUUCAUGGAAUGCUCACAGGAUCCCAGGGAGAGGGAUACCAAAUCAGCUGGCUGGGACAGGAACACCAAGAAAAAUUACAGCAGAUCCUCUACCAGAUGCCACGGUAGCAGCUGACAUGUAUGACAGUGACAUGGGAUCAUCUCUCACCAGAAUAUCUUCUUUUGGAAGUGACCCCUUUCUGUCCGAGAUAGACAAAGUGAGAGCAGAACAGCACUUUUCACAUAAUUACCCUGACUUUGCAGUUCUUUUUGACAGUGUUGCCAAUUAUAACUAUGUCCCAUUCAAAGAGGCUUUGAUCUACCUGAUUAAUGUAACAAAGAGAUUUUCCUAAUUUCAUAUACCCUGGGUCAUGUGGAACCUUGUCAUAAAUUGAGGGAUAGCCUCGCUAUGAUGGAAUGCAAAUUUUAGCACUUAUGUUCUGUUUAAAUAUACAUACUGUAAA